This is a messenger RNA of Rhizoctonia solani, 819 nucleotides long. RefSeq lists its product as uncharacterized. The transcript is spliced from 3 exons. Lineage: Eukaryota; Fungi; Basidiomycota; Agaricomycetes; Cantharellales; Ceratobasidiaceae. The record is from RefSeq and is a predicted model, not a curated record. Bases 1 to 819 code for a protein of 272 amino acids.
AUGUUAACGCCAUAUCUCUCCAUGCCCAUGAAGCCCGAGCUUGGGUGGCAUACUGUUUUUGAAACACAUUUUGCUCAACGGAAGUUUAUUGUAUCUUCACCACUAUGGGACGCUAUAAUGGGAGCAGAUCCGGCUUAUGAUACAACUUUAUUUUUUCCAGAGUCUCGACAUACCAGGGAACCAAACCAGUCUUCAAAUUUCACAAAUAAAGUCACAGGGGUUGUACAGAGCCCUCAAUACCUUGACGCCUCACCAGAGACUCCCCGAGACCUUUUGAAGCCGGGAUUACGAGGACCAAGUGACCUCUGUGAUGUGGUAGAAGAGUACCGUGUCACUAGCUCAUUCGACAUACUUGCGUCAAUCGGUGGUCUGCUUGCACUUUUGCAAGGAAUACAUAUGUUUAUAUUUGGGAGGCCAUUGUUUUGGGGAAUGUUUGGCAAGUGCCACCUAAAAAAACGGGGCUCAAUUACUCAUAAUACGACCUCAGGCGCAAAAAUCAUCUCACCUUUUGGCUUCAUUGGCCAGUUCGCUACAAAGGGAUUUAAGAAGCGCCUAUAUGAGAAGUAUUAUACUUCAUCACAACCAGGAAGCGAGGUUCCUCUGGCACCGAAUUGUGGUCAAACUCAAAUUCAUCUCGACAUGACUCAAUUCCUUCUCGAUUAUGUUGUUGAUAUGGGACCUGCUUCAGCGCCAAAUCAAGAAGACGUUAUACUCUCUGAAAGUGAUACGGAAGACCGAGAAGUCGUAGACAACGCUCAAGUUCGAUAUACGACCGAUGUAGAGUUAGGGAUUUCUACUGAGACCUGUCGCACAAUUUAG